AUGUCUAUUGAUGCUCUUUUAAAUCUUUCUUGUGCAUGUGCCAAUAACGAUAAUGAUCUUGAACGAACCAUAUCAUAUAGCACGGUCUUGUGCGUUGCACAUAUCGAAGUAGAUCUGGAAAUGACCCUGGUCGAAAUCGGUGUGCUCUGUGAAAGCUUUAGUGGAAAUUUCGAGCCAUAUUCCGAGUUCCAAGAUGAAAAGUUGUCUCUACCGCUUAUUAACGAAUAUGGGAAAUGGUUGUUAUUCUUCGCUCACAGUUAUGUUAAAUGUGUGCUGUUUGCGAGCUGUAAUAAUACGACAUCACAAGACUUCUCACUUGCUAGACAAAAUGAUCCUACAUUCUUCCCGGAAAUUUUUCCUGUUGAGACAUGGACGGGAGCUAAACCGGUCGCCAUCGUACCUCAAAUUGCCGAAGAUGAAGUUCCAGACCGCGCUCGAGAACAAGAAGCUUUAGCUGCCCUAUCAGCUGCUCAGUCCAGUCGGCGAUCUGGAAAUAUCAAGCGUGCGAAAAUGAUAAUUGAACACGCAGUGGCUCUCGCUCCGAAUCAUCCUGAUAUUUUGACUGAGUAUGGACUAUUUCAUGAGGUAUGA
Molecule: messenger RNA, 591 nt
Organism: Haemonchus placei
Lineage: Eukaryota; Metazoa; Nematoda; Chromadorea; Rhabditida; Trichostrongylidae
Source: the annotation of a GenBank genome assembly